This is a messenger RNA of Ichthyophthirius multifiliis, 1646 nucleotides long. Its product is annotated as ubiquitin specific peptidase 8, putative. Gene Ontology annotation, biological process: protein deubiquitination. The transcript is spliced from 5 exons. NCBI's taxonomy places the organism in Eukaryota, Ciliophora, Oligohymenophorea, Hymenostomatida. The annotation marks the transcript as partial. Gene Ontology annotation, molecular function: cysteine-type deubiquitinase activity. The record is from RefSeq and is a predicted model, not a curated record.
AUAAAAAUGGGUUCUUGUAUUUCCUCUAGUUCAAUUUUAAGUAAAAAAUAAAAUAAAAAAAGCUUACAAAUAAAAAAGAAAAAGAUUCAAAAAAGUAAAUUUCCUAAUAAACAGUAAAACAAUCAAACGAAAUAGAUAGAAAAAGAAAAUUAAGUAUAAACUACAAAAAAAUUCCAAAUAAAAUCCACAAACAAGAAUCACGAUUAUUCUAAAAUUCAUAAAAUCUAUAAAUAUAUGGAUUAGUAGGAUUAUAUAAUUUAGGAAACACAUGUUAUAUUAAUGCAGCCUUAUAAUGUUUAUCAAAUACACCUCCAUUAUGCGAUUAUUUUUUGAGCCAACUUCAUGAAAAAGAAAUAAAUCCAAAUGCAUUUUUAGGUUCUAAUGGAUAAAUAACAUCCUAAUUCGGGAAAUUAAUACUCGAUCUAUGGUAAACAGACUAAAACUUUAUAGAACCAAUAGAUUUUAUAAAUGAAAUAGGCCAAUUUGCGGAACAAUUUGCCGACGGAACACAAUAAGACUCACAUGAAUUUCUUGCUUUUCUCCUAGAUAUAUUACACGAAGAUUUAAAUAGAGUAAUAAAGAAGCCUUAUAUAAAAGAAAAAGACUAUAAUUGUGAAAAGCAUGAAGAAUACUCCAAAGAAUCCUGGAAAGAAUACUUAAUGAGGAAUAAAUCUAUAAUUGUUGAUCUAUUUUAAGGUUAAACAAAAUCCACUUUAAAAUGUUUAGUUUGUGGUUCCGUUUCACAUAAAUUUGAGGCUUUUUAAUUUCUUUCAGUACCUGUUCCUGCAAAUAAAUCUCAUAAUGAAAUCAUUAAUUUAAGUGAAUGUAUUUAAGAAUUCACAAAGGAAGAAUAUUUAGACUAAAAUGAAUGGUGGUAUUGCUUUAAAUGUAAAAAAAAUAGAAAAUCAACCAAAUAAAUCGAUUUAUGGAAAUUACCUAAUAUUUUAAUUAUUCAUUUAAAAAGAUUCAGAUUUGAUAAAAAUAUUAAAGCCAAAAUUAAAAACUUUGUUGAUUUUCCUAUUCAAAAUUUUGAUCUAUAACCUUAUACUAUAGGAAGAUAAAGAGAUUAACCUAUAUAUGAUCUUUUUGCAAUAUCAAAUCAUGAAGGUAACCUUAGUUCUGGACAUUAUACUGCUUAUGCGAAAAAUAGAGCAAAUUAAAAUUGGUAUUUAUUUGACGAUUGUAAUGUUUAAUAAUGUCUAAAAGAAUAGAUUAAAAGUGAAAAAGCUUAUGUCUUAUUUUAUUCAAAAACUACUGUAGAUGAGUUUUUUAGAUAAACUUUGUCAACUCCUGAAAGUUGGCCCCAUUUUUUUAAAAAAGAAGUCUAAGAAACCUAAAUAAUAAAAAAAAAAUUUACUUAUAAUUUUAAACAUGACAAGUUUGAAUAAUAUGAUAGUAAACUAUAAAAUAUAAUCAGUUAGAAAAAAAGUUAGACUAUUAUAUAACUUAAUAAUGAGUUAGUCUAAAAUAAUUAAUUUAAUAAGGAAAUAAAUGAGGUUAAAUAAUCAAAUUAUUAAUAAUAAUAUGAUUUAUAUCAAGCUAAUUUUGAUAUCACUCCUUCGUAAGAUAAUAAUAAAGUUAAUGAUUUUAGAAACUUUAAUAAUUAUAUAAAAUCCUCCGUUAUAUAAAUAAAUAGAAAUAAGUGA